UGAGUCAACUAAUUAAUUGUGGUUUCCAGCUUGGUCUUCCGCUUUCCUUUGCUCUUAUCUCGGCUUCGCCUUCGGCGAAAUUGGGAUCUCUCUUUCGAGUCUUGAUCGACGGAGGCCUCUGUCGUCCCGUUGGCUGUGAUAAUUUCCCGCUUUGUCCCGUUUCCUUCCACCUCAACCCGCUUUCUCCGUUAUCGAAUUCCGACCCUUGUAAUCCAUCGGCAGCAAUGUUGGAGCAGAUGGCGAAGAGAUCCGUGCCUCUUCUAAAGCAACUUCUCUCCUCCUCCGCCGCCGCCUCAUCGUCAUGCUCCUCCCGCUUCACCUCUCACCGAUCCGUCACCUACAUGCCCCGUCCCGGAGACGGCUCUCCACGCGCCGUCACCUUGAUUCCCGGCGACGGAAUUGGUCCUCUCGUCACAGGCGCCGUCGAGCAAGUCAUGGAGGCGAUGCACGCUCCUGUCUACUUCGAGCGCUACGAUGUCCACGGGGAUAUGCCGAAGGUGCCGCAGGAGGUGAUUGACUCGAUCAAGAAGAACAAGGUGUGCUUGAAAGGAGGUUUGGCCACUCCCAUGGGAGGUGGUGUAAGCUCUUUGAACGUCCAGCUGAGGAAACAGCUUGAUUUGUACGCUUCCCUAGUGAAUUGCUUCAAUCUGCCUGGAUUGCCCACUCGCCACGAGAAUGUCGACAUCGUCGUGAUUAGAGAGAACACCGAAGGCGAAUACGCCGGCCUGGAGCACGAGGUCGUCCCUGGCGUCGUCGAGAGCCUCAAGGUGAUUACGAAGUUCUGCUCGGAGCGGAUUGCCAAGUAUGCCUUCGAGUAUGCGUACCUGAACAACAGGAGGAAAGUGACUGCAGUGCACAAGGCCAACAUCAUGAAGCUCGCUGAUGGGUUGUUCUUGGAGUCCUGCCGAGAGGUUGCUACCAAGUAUCCCGGCAUCAAGUACAACGAAAUCAUUGUGGAUAAUUGCUGCAUGCAACUUGUAUCCAAGCCUGAGCAAUUCGAUGUUAUGGUCACACCUAAUCUUUAUGGAAAUCUAGUUGCAAAUACAGCUGCAGGUAUUGCUGGUGGUACUGGAGUGAUGCCUGGAGGUAAUGUUGGAGCUGAUCACGCAGUGUUCGAGCAAGGUGCGUCGGCAGGAAAUGUAGGGAACGAGAAAGUAACGGAACAGAAGAAAGCAAACCCAGUUGCUCUGCUGCUGUCUUCUGCUAUGAUGCUUAGACAUCUCCAGUUCCCAUCAUUUGCUGAUAGGUUGGAGACUGCUGUCAAGCAUGUGAUCUUUGAGGGCAAGCACCGGACCAAGGACUUAGGAGGGAAUAGUACCACCCAAGAGGUUGUUGAUGCGGUCAUAGCUGCUUUGGACUGACAUCCGCUGUCCGCCUCCCGCAGGAAACACUCACAUUUUAGCACUUGGCUUAUUCAAUAUUCUUCACUCUCGAACUUUUUGAAGGCUACUGUUUCAUGCAUACGAGAGAGUUGGAAAGCAUCUGUAUUUUUCCCCGUCUCAAUAAUCUUUACUUGGUGAAACGUUAAAUGCUCUAACUUGAAUCAACGGCUUGUAUAGGUUCCAUGAGAAUUUAUUACAGUUGUGCAAUGCACAGUUUGUUUCGGUUGUGAUCAAAUCUCUCUUCCAA
Messenger RNA from Linum tenue, 1629 nucleotides. The record is from the annotation of a GenBank genome assembly. NCBI's taxonomy places the organism in Eukaryota, Viridiplantae, Streptophyta, Magnoliopsida, Malpighiales, Linaceae.